Molecule: messenger RNA, 3952 nt
Organism: Oppia nitens
Lineage: Eukaryota; Metazoa; Arthropoda; Arachnida; Sarcoptiformes; Oppiidae
Product: ATP-binding cassette sub-family C member 4-like
Exons: 21
Coding region: 7-3951 (1314 amino acids)
Biological process (GO): transmembrane transport
Cellular component (GO): membrane
Molecular function (GO): ATP hydrolysis activity; ATP binding; ABC-type transporter activity
Source: RefSeq, a predicted model, not a curated record
AUAGUUAUGGAUAAUCAACAAAUUAUUAGAAAGCCAUCAAAGUUUGAUAGGACUAACAUUAUUAGCCGGACAUAUGUUUUAUGGAUUUACAAAACAUUUAUCAAUGGUUUGCGUAAUAGUAUAACAUUUGAUGACUUAUAUCGUUGUCCAAAAUCGGAUGAAUGCCAACAAUUAGUUCAAACACUUGAAAGACAUUGGGCUAAUGAGUUGGACAGUAGUCGACAGUCGUCGGCACCAAGUUUUGUGAGGGCAAACAUCAAGACAUUUAUAAUGAAAAUGUUUGUACCGUUUUGUUUUAUUGGUUUCAGUGAGUGUUUCCUUAAAAUGGUCCAGCCAAUAAUGCUCGGUUAUGUUAUCCGCUAUUUUGCCUCACCCGACAAGUAUGACUACCAGACAGCCUGUCUGUAUGCCGGCGGUGUUGUACUAUCGGUACUGUUGACCGUAUCGACCUAUCAUCCGGCAGCGGUACUCGAGUGUCGGGUGGCCACCAAAAUCAGGGUCAGCUGGUGUACGCUUAUGUAUAAAAAGGCCUUAAAACUCAAACCGUCGGCUUUCGGUAAGACAACCGUUGGCCAGAUAUUGAACCUCAUGUCCAACGAUGUCAGCAGAUUUGAUGAGUUUUGUAUACUGGGCACCUUUAUAAUAAUAGCACCGUUACAAACAAUUAUCGGUGUAGCCAUAUGCUAUCAAUAUAUUGGUUGGACAUGUUUUAUAGGAUUGGUUAUACUAUUAAUGUUUAUACCAUUCAAUAGUUUUAUUGGUAGACUAUUCCUGAAAAUUAGAACAAAAGUUACAGUAYUAUCGGAUAGUAGGAUACGUUUGAUGAAUGAGAUUAUUAAAGGUAUGGCCGUUAUUAAAAUGUAUGCCUGGGAACAACAUUUUGCCAAUUUAAUAUCCGAUGCCCGAAAGGAUGAAAUGUCCAAAAUAAAACAGUCGACACUAUUGAGGGCCCUAAACAUAUCCAUAUCGGUCAUAGCCGCCCGUAUCAUAUUGUUUGCCAUWUUCAUAACCUAUGUYCUCAUGGGCGGGCACCUGGAGGCGGAAAAAGUUUUCGUAACAAUGCAAAUAUUUAAUACAAUACGAAAUCCKAUGACCUGGUUUUUCACGCAAUCAAUUGCCCUGGCAUCGGAAAUCUAUGUAUCGUGUAGUCGGGUACAGAAAUUUUUAUURCUUGAAGAAAUCGAUGACAAUAGUAGUGAAUAUUGUAAUACAUCUAAUAAUACUAMUAAUAAUAAUAAUACAAAUGAAACUGAUGAAUUAUCWAAAAAUUUAUAUAAUAAUAAUAGUCUAAAURAUUGUAGUAUUAGUGUCAAUGAUAUGUACGCCAAAUGGGAUCCGACUCACGAAAAUAAUACACUAAAAAGUAUAUCAUUGUCAGUAAAACCGGGCGAACUGUUGGCAGUUAUAGGACCAGUAGGUUCAGGAAAGAGUUCAUUUCUAAUGUCACUAAUGAACGAAAUAUCUGUGACUUCGGGUACGGUUAGAGUCAACGGUUCCAUAGCUUAUGCAUCACAGGAGUCGUGGAGUUUUAACGCUAGUAUUAUACAGAAUAUUACAUUUGGUUUGCCAUUCGAUUCGAGGAAAUGGCGAGAAGUCAUAUCUGUCUGCGCUAUGAAUACCGAUAUAAAACUGUUUCCGUUUGGAGAGAAAACAUUAGUCGGAGAGAGAGGCGUCUCAUUGAGCGGCGGACAGAAAGCCAGACUAACAUUAGCCCGUGCUCUCUAUAAUGACGCCGAUAUCUACCUAUUGGACGAUCCGUUGAGUGCAGUGGACAGUGAAGUAGCCAAACAUAUAUUUGAAAAAUGUAUAACUGAAUAUCUGAAACACAAAACYGUUGUAUUAGUCACACAUCAGAUCCAAUUCAUACGGAAGGCAACGAAAAUACUGGUCAUACACGAAGGUCGGCCACUGGGUUUCGGGUCGUAUGAGGAGCUGAUYGGUUCGGGUAUUGAUUUUAUGUCGUUACUGACGAGAGACGAUACGACAGCKACAUCAUCGACAUCGACAGCAAAGGAAACAAUGGYUAAUAAAAAGAGUGAAGAGUUGUUAAUUGCUGAACAAAUUAUAGCCCGCAAGAGGACUAUCAGUGCCCUAUCSGUCCAAUCGGAGAUAUGCACCGAAAUAAGUGACCCUAAACUCGAUGAUGAAGUUAAAUCAACUGGGUCGAUAAGUGGCCGGGUCUACUGGGCCUAUAUUAGGGCAGGUGCCGGUCCCGUACUGAUGCUGCUGGCCAUACUAUCGACACUGGUAUCCCAGGGACUGUUUCACUAUAGCGAUUGGUGGCUAACCCAAUGGACCAAUAAAGAGGAYAAAAGAAAUCUAAAYGAUUAUUACGAUCAGUCSCCAAAUAUAAUCAUAUUUUCGGCAUUAAUGGCCAUAACUUUCGGUACAYUGAUUGUCCGAUCGGCCACUUUUUUCCUGACCUGUAUWAUAGCRUCGAUUAGAUUGCAUAAUAAAAUYUUUUAUCGUCUAAUGCGGGCACCGAUCAGUUUUUUUGACAACAAUCCCGUCGGCCGAAUACUCAAUAGGUUUACCAAAGAUGUCGGCAUUAUUGAUGAACAGUURCCUCUAUGUGCCUAUGAUUUGAAUAUUAUUGUAUGCCAACUGAUUGGCACAAUAAUAGUGGURGCAAUUGUCAACUGGUAUCUMAUUUUUCCGGCACUGRUAAUGAUUUUCUUAAUAUUACURAUYAGAUGGAUGUAUAUCAAAACGGCCAGAGAUUUGAAACGUUACGAAAAUAUGGCCCGGAGCCCAAUGUACAAUCAUAUGACCACUACGUURAACGGUUUGGCAACAAUCAGGUCAUUCAAAGCCCARUCRAUGUUUGAGGAACAGUACUACCGAUACCAGGACGACCAYACGGCCACCUAUUUUAUGUGUUUUUCAUCGUCCAGGGCUUURGGUAUAAUAAUGGACUAUAUAUGCACACUGUAUGUGUUUGUUGUAGCCCUGUUUCUAAUGUUAUUUCAUCAAGGCUUACCCGGAGGCGAUGCCGGUCUAGCCUUAUCUAUGGCACUGGGUUUGACUGGUAUGACUCAAUGGGGUGUCCGACAGUCGGCUGAAGUGGAAAACCAGAUGACAUCCGUUGAACGUAUACUUGAAUACAGUCGACUCGAGUCGGAGGCAGAGCUGGAAAGUCUGGAAAAACCAUCCGAGGAUUGGCCACAACGGGGAACCAUUGACUUUAAGGAUGUUUCACUUACUUACGAUAAUUCGCCCAAACCUACGCUAAUGGGUCUGAAUUUUUCGAUCAACGGCGGCGACAAAGUGGGUGUUGUCGGCCGUACCGGUGCCGGCAAGUCGUCCAUAUUGUCGGCAUUGUUUCGUAUGCAUGAAUGUGACGGACAGAUACUGAUCGACGGAAUCGAUUGCAAGAGUCUGGGUCUACACGAUCUGCGUAAACACAUAUCAAUUAUACCGCAAGAACCGGUAGCUUUUAUCGGAACUUUACGUAAAAAUUUGGAUCCAUUUGAUGAACAUUCAGAGGACAGGCUAUGGGAUGCCCUGAAACAGGUUCAGCUAAGAGAUGCCGUAAUGGAAAUGCCCGGACGUCUCGAUUAUCAACUGUCCGAAAGUGGCGGUAAUCUGAGUGUAGGUCAACGUCAGCUCAUAUGUCUGGCCAGAGCUAUACUCCGACGCAAUCGUAUCCUAGUGUUAGACGAGGCGACCGCUAAUGUCGAUCACAACACCGAUUCCCUGAUUCAGCAGACAAUCCGCCAGAACUUUGCCGACUGUACGGUCAUAACGAUAGCCCACAGACUCAAUACAAUCAUCGAUUCAAACAAAGUAUUGGUUUUAGACUCCGGAAGAGUMCAACAGUUUGACAGUCCGUACCGUUUGUUGCAAAACAAUUGCGGACUUUUCUAUAAACUGGUCAAACAAACCGGUCCUCAAAUGGCCGGWCAACUCAUGAGUUCAGCCAAACAAGCGUACGAUAAGAUGACUGWYUGAA